AUGGUUGAUGUUAAAACCAUUAGCGACACCCUGGAGGACCUUCUUAGUGACUAUUCCACUGUCUCUACAACACCCUGCUCAUCCUCAACUACUGCCACGACUAUUGGAUACCCUGUCAUUGGAUCAACAAACUCAGUCCCCAGCUUCAACUCAACAACUGAUACUCAAAUACUAUGUUUUCCGGAUACUUGCGAACAGCCAAACUCUACGAGCACAGGCCCUCUGGGUAGUGUGAGAAUGGGAGUAGUGGCCAGAAUCGAGCAUUGUAGCUUGGCCUCAACGGAUAUUACCACUAAUAUACCAGUUGAAAAUUAUGAGAUUGCUAAACGUAGUGGAGCCGCAAGUCCAACACAGCCUGUCUCCAAGGACACUUCUACUCCUUACAGCAGCUAUGUCAGGAACUUAGCACCAAUUUGGAUUGACCAGCUUGGAUCAGUGUCUGCACAAUGGUUUGACUAUCCAUUAUUUGGUCAUUCAGCUGUAGGGGUGAAGGGCAUAUACGGAUGCACCGCGGUGAUCAUAGCAUCCGAAAAGGGUGUGUACAUUUCGCACAUUUGGGAGAGCCCUGUGUUUGUUGACCAGGAGUUUAACCCAACCGAUGACAACUUGUUCACAAUAAAUGCGUUCAAUUCCCUCCGAGAUGGAACCAUACAUGCACAAAGUGUAACUGAUCUGAUUGGGACUGACCAGAAUCCCGGCGUCUUGAAUGCAAUCUACGCACCCAAAGUUUUUGUUCUCACACCCUUCACUACAGAUUGGGACCGACAGUACUUUAGCAUUUCCACCAUACUCAGAUAUCAAACGCGUGUCCAAGAGCUCGCGCAAAAAAUAGCAAACAUUGUUCCCGGUUCUGGUGGAAAUGGCAUCAUUCUGGGUUAUACGCGUACAAGUCGGCAGGCAUCAAGCCAGGAACGAGGCAUUGCAGGAAGAGCCAUUUUGGAGAUUGACCCUUUUUACACAUGGCUCACUACACCAUAUGACUCGAAAUCUAGCGGCCUCCAAAUUGGACGUUGGCGCCUGUGGGUAGAGGACCAUCUGAUUACUUACCAAGACUUCUGGCUUCCUAAUCUUACAGCUCCUCGGGGCAAUUUCUGA
This is a messenger RNA of Penicillium vulpinum, 1095 nucleotides long. RefSeq lists its product as uncharacterized. The coding region runs from base 1 to 1095 and encodes 364 amino acids. The record is from RefSeq and is a predicted model, not a curated record. The transcript is spliced from 2 exons. Lineage: Eukaryota; Fungi; Ascomycota; Eurotiomycetes; Eurotiales; Aspergillaceae.